Messenger RNA from Drosophila willistoni, 1274 nucleotides. RefSeq lists its product as uncharacterized. The transcript is spliced from 3 exons. The coding region runs from base 2 to 973 and encodes 323 amino acids. The record is from RefSeq and is a predicted model, not a curated record. NCBI's taxonomy places the organism in Eukaryota, Metazoa, Arthropoda, Insecta, Diptera, Drosophilidae.
AAUGGCAAAAAGGAAGAAGGGAAAGAAGGGUAAGAAGAAGGUAGAUUGCAAAAUCAAGAUAACGCCAAAGAUGCUCCAGCCCGAGAAUCCACCAGUGGAGGAUGAAUGCGAAGAGUGCUGUCAAUGCCAAUGCGAUUGCGAUUGCAGUCCAGAGAUACAGCCAUGCUUUAUUCAACCCACUCGUCCGGAACCGGGUCCCGAGGCUUAUGAUGAAUUCGAGGCCUGCCUCAAUGGCAGUGGUCUGACCAUUCGGGUCCUCAAGAAUACCCAUAAAGUGGAGAGUGUCGAUGAUGGUGCCCAAUCGGGUGCCAAUUUGGGUGCCGACGAUGAAUGUCUGGAAGAUUGCGAUUCUCAUCAGCCGAAUGGUUUGCAUGACAUAAUGCAACGUAGCAAUUUUGCUAGGAAUCAUAUUAAACGUCGUACCGGAGGGAAAAUCAUCAAUCAUCCGAAUAUACCCAAAAUCAGGGCAAAUAUUAAAUAUUCGGGCAAUGAUACCUGCGAGGCGGAGAACUUUAAUGUGCCAUUCUCAAAGAUUAAGGAGGCAUGUGAGGCGCAGGAGGCGAAAGUUGAAUGCUAUCGCCAACGUUUAUGCGGUGGUUCCCAGAAUAUGAUAGUGCCGGCACAUCCGCCACAACAAAAUCAACGUAAUUGUUGCCUACAAGUGGAUAAAAAGGACAUAAUGCAGACCAUGAAGGGAGUCAAUCAGGACACUAGAAAGAAGGGGAUUGAGGUCUGUUACAAAACCUGCGAUGAGACUGAUAGCGAUGUGUUCCUCGUCAAGCUGGGCAGCAAAGCAAAGUCACAGCAUAAGAAGAAUACCAUUGAGAUUGAGCUGCGUACACCGAAGCUACCUGCGAACUUGCCACAGAGUAAAGUAACUACAGAGACCUAUGUGACGGAAGCCUUACUCGAUGCGGGCAAGAAGGGCAAAAAGGGCAAGAAGGGCAAGGGUAAGGGCAAGAAGAAGAAGUAGUAAUGCAAUCCACACACGACAAGACCUAAGCCUGGAUCUGCGGAGUGGACCCUUCUAUUUGGAUACGUAACAAAUAAUUUUGGAGGAAUUUGUUCCAAAUCCCAUAUAUUUGGGUUUGGUGCUCAAAAUUUUCUGUCACUUUCCAAUGACAUGCAUUCUCACUCACUCACUCACAUACAUAUAUAAACUCGCACAAAUACACACCAAAUUUCCUGGAUCUCUAUAUACUCCAUAUACACAACAAUUUCGGCAACAGUUGAAUAAAUGUCAAAUACUGGAAUAAUAUAAGUAUAUUACUAUA